UUGGGUAGCGGGUGACGUGCCCAGAGUCCCCCAUUGGACUCUCUAAAUAGAGAGAUUAAGAGAGAGGGAGAGAAAACGAAAGAGGAAAAGCCCCGACUGCCUUUCUCUCGCUACGCUCUCAAUUCUUGCCCCAGCACAUCAGGACGCGAGCAGGAGCCAUGAGCAGCGGUGGCGGUGACAACGGCGGUACGGACUCGCGCGCGGAGGAGAAGGACUGCAGCCUUCCCUACUGGCAGGGCGCCUGGCAGCGCAGGCAGAUUGGCUUCCACGACCCCAACGUCCACGAGAAGCUCAUCAAGUACCUGGACGCGAUGCGCAGCGGCCGGGCCAAGCUGCGCGUCUUCCUGCCCCUGUGCGGCAAAGCCGUGGACAUGAAGUGGCUCGCAGACUUGGGCCACGAGGUGGUCGGAGUGGAGGGGGUGGAAUCCGCCAUCGUCGAGUUUUUCUCGGAGCAGAACGUGGAGUUUCGGAGGCAAACGGUGCCGUCUCUACCCGACGGGGAACUCUUCCAGAGUCUGGACGGCAAGAUGUCGGUGUACAGGUGUGACUUCUUCAACUUUACAAGUGCGGUUGCCGGUCGGUUCGACGCGAUGUGGGACCGCGGGGGACUCGUUGCCAUCAAUGCGAGCGACCGCGAGCGGUUUGCAGCUAUCAUGACCGACCUCAUGGCACCGGGCUGCCGAUAUCUUCUGGACACCUUCAACUACAAUGACCUCACCUUCAAGGGACCACCCCAUUACGUGCCUGAAAGUGAAAUACGAGCUCUCUACGGGGAGCGAUGCGAUGUGGAGCUCCUGGAAUCGGACAAGGAGUCCAUGGCUGACCGUGCUGAAAGAUGGGGCCUGGACUACAUCAUUGAAGUCGUCCACCUCAUCACGCCCAAGUAGCGCUCGUCCGGAUCGCCCCGCAACCAGGAGUAGAGAUUAACAACAAGACCGCAUUCGUCAAUAACACUGCCUGAGAGCAGAAAUACAUAUCAAUAUAAGGCGUAAUUUUGGGCAGUGUCCCUUCUAUUGACGAGCGUACCGAAUUUGUGUUGGCGAUUGCGCGCUACUGAAAGCGCGUCACAAAAUAAUUUGACACGAGAUUACCGUACCGUAGGCACGCAACCACGACUCACCGUCUCGAUGAUUCGUCGCUUGACAUCGAUUCUUACGCUCACGAUACACGCAUCAAGUCGUAACGCGUGAAAAUAGACUACUUAUAUUUUGGGUAAUUUAUAUAUGGAUUUGGUUAAUGUAGCAAACAUGUACAAGCGAAGCUGUAAAUUGAUGAGCAAUUCUCAAAACCAAAUUUAGCAAUUAGAAUCAGACGUUUCGCUUGAAACUGCGCCAAGCAUCUUUAGGACAAAGAUCCAGUCAGUCAGAAUACAUUGCAGGAAGUACAAAUAAGUGAAGUAUACACGUGGCCAAUUAUGAAUCACAACUGUGGCUGCGAUACCGACUUGUAAUUUUUUUUUUACAAAUUAUGUAAUAGAAACCAGGACAAUGAACAGCAGCAAUUAGUCGACUCAGAGGUGCCGGGGACAGUGGGGAACAGGGCGUCGUGACGUGCCCACGGCUUGGUGUGGACUUGGCAGAGGUCAGCCAAGCGUGCGGUCCGAGGUUUCUUGGACGAGCGGUGACGAUUUUAAAAACAAAAACAUAAAAUUGUCACUGAAAUCGCCCGUCUUGUUUCGGAGCGUUGAGUGACCAAACCGUCCCUCUGAAAUUCACCCUGCGUCCCCCCGAUGCUCUCGACUGGACAUCGAAACGUAACGUCACUCUUAACGUCACUCUGAACUCCACUUGACACCGCCGACAGGCACGAGGAGCAGAGCCACGGUUUCACAGGCCUAACGGAGCUUGGACAAUGCACAUUCUUUGUUUUGACCUCGUAGACCUGCCUGAAACUAAAAAUGUACACUUGUACCACUGCACCAACAAAAGAUAUUAAAGAAAUCAAACGUCAAAA
Molecule: messenger RNA, 1953 nt
Organism: Petromyzon marinus (sea lamprey)
Lineage: Eukaryota; Metazoa; Chordata; Hyperoartia; Petromyzontiformes; Petromyzontidae
Gene: TPMT
Product: thiopurine S-methyltransferase
Molecular function (GO): thiopurine S-methyltransferase activity
Source: RefSeq, a predicted model, not a curated record